Caenorhabditis briggsae is the source of this 2613-nucleotide messenger RNA. Bases 1 to 2613 code for a protein of 870 amino acids. The record is from RefSeq and is a predicted model, not a curated record. Gene Ontology annotation, molecular function: cysteine-type deubiquitinase activity; DNA-binding transcription factor activity. Gene Ontology annotation, cellular component: nucleus; cytoplasm. Gene Ontology annotation, biological process: protein deubiquitination; positive regulation of DNA-templated transcription. Lineage: Eukaryota; Metazoa; Nematoda; Chromadorea; Rhabditida; Rhabditidae. The transcript is spliced from 14 exons.
AUGAGCAAUAUUCAAGUCACAUCUACAAGUAUCGAAAAAUGGAGAGAAGCAGCGCAAAAAGAAGGCGUGGCAAUUCUCAAUGUCGCCCAAGGCCAAGAUGAAAUGAAGAAACAUCUAGAGUUCUCCUACAAUUUAACUGGUCUGGAGGAAAAUGAAAUGUACAAAAUCAGUUUAGGAUUUCACCCAGAACCGAAUAAAACGAAGGAUUCUAAGAAUAAGGCAUAUGUCGAAUCAAGGAAUAAGCAUGGACCAAUGGAUUUCUCAGCAAAUUUUCGGCACGCUAGGGCACAGAGGGGCACAGGAUCCGCAUCCAAACGGCACGGUGCCGCGUUCAAAGUGCCCGUGGAACACCGCACCCACAGUAGCCGUAGCAGAUGUCGCGUUGGAAAAGACACCGGAAGAAAAUUGCUUGCUGUCGAUAAGUAUCUGCUCUACGCGGAAGACGUCAUCGAAUGGAAAGAGAGAAAGCAGAAUAUAGACGACUUGAAAACUACCGUUGAACAGUGUCGCUUGGAUGGAAGUAAUUUUGCAAGAGAGUGUGCAGAGAAAGCAUUGAGCUUGCUGGAAGAUGAGCAUUUGGAUGAGUUGAAGAAGGCAAAUACGAAAAGAAGGGAUGCUGUGGAGACAACGAUUGAGUAUGCGAAGCUGUUGAGAGAGAUGUGGGCGGCGAAAAAGAAGAACAUCGCUCCGAACGAUUUCAAUGACGCCAUCCGAAUGAACUCGGACAUGUUCGAGUGUAGUGAGCAGCAUGACUGUCAGGAGUUCGUCGCAUUCCUUCUCGAUCAGCUUCAUACUUCAAUGUAUGAAGCCAAUAAAACUCUCCAUCCUCCACCACCUGCAAUAGACCCCAAGAAAGAAGAGGAAAAUCAUGAAAUAGAAGAAACUGACGAAGAAAAAGCGGAAAGAUCAUGGACAGAGUAUGAAAAACAGAACGAAUCUCUUGUCACACAACUCUUCACCGGACAGCUACGCUCUCACUUCAUCGCAUAUGCGAAAAGUAACGAAGACAAAUGGUUACUUCUGAACGAUUGUUCCGUUAGAGUAAGUUCAUUUUCCAAAUGUUUUAAUAUUAUCUUUUUUUCAGGAAGUAUCCGAAGAAGAAGUCGACAACAAAGAGCUUCGUCUAGGAACAUUCAUAAUUGCCGAUGGAUCUUCAAAGGAUACUUCGCAAGAAGAAAAGUGAUGAUUUUGAAUAAUACUUGGAAGUAUAAAGUCAAAAUAAGGGUCCAGAAACCAGGGGAAUCAUAUGUAGAUCACGAUGUUCCGGAACAAGAGUUCAUUGUUGUUCAUCGAACUCCACAACCAGUCAACAAUGAACAAAGGCAACCACAAACUGUUGUUGGACCAGUUGUAGUGGUGCCUCCAAUCAAAGAAUUCUAUCGACUUCCAGACACAACGAGCAACAUUGAAGUCAGAUGCACUACUAAAGAAGAGUGGAAAGAAAAAGGAGGCGGAGAAGUAGAUGAGGAUACUAUUGAUAUUGAAAGUAUUAACCAUCCUAAAUAUGCUGCAAUCAUAUUGAAUAAAUUUCCCCCGGAGAAUUUAAAGUUUGAAUACGAAGUCACUGGUCUGGAGGAGGAUAGUGAGUAUGAAAUGGAAUUGCUGUUCGAUCCAAGCAAAAAUUCACAUCUCAGGCAAGUUAUUUUGAUUGCGUUCACAAGACAUACGGCAGAAACAUUCAGAAUACAGCUCCUCAAAUCAGGCGACGAUGAACAAGUGGAUACGCGUGUGAGGCAAGUUUCUCACAGGCACAAGGCACAGCCAGGAAGGUAUUGGAAAAAAUCAAAAGUGAAUUUCGAUAAACUCUGGUUCCGAAGAGGACACUAUUUUGGUGAUGCACCUGCUGAUGCGAAAUAUGAUGUGGACUUGACUAGUAGUAGAAUGUAUCAAGUGAAGUUGAGAAUCCGGAAAGAAGGAGACGAAGAAAAGACUUUUGCAAUCGUUCAUCAAAAGUUUGUGGCAUGCUCUCGCAAAUUUAAGUCAGAGUCACAGAAGAAUAAGACGAAUGCAGAUUCGGAUGCAGAUACAGAUACUGUAUUAUUCUCAGCAUUUCUUAAAAUUCUGAUCCUAUUAAUUUUUCAGUGGCAACCCACAGACCAGAUUCCUCAGAAAAGGCACGGAAUGAUGCCAUCUACGAGCGAUAAUUCUGUAAUGUCCCCAUCAGAUCUACCUAAGCUUCAAGCACUCGGUGCAUUUCCGCAUACUGUGAAUCCUAUUCAACCACAACGAAUGAAUAUCGGUUUGAAGUCAGCUCAAAGUCGUCUAGGCGGAAUUCCUGAACCGUUUUCGCAACAAGGAACCGGACCGUUUUUUAAUACACAACAUGUCAACAUUGAACAAAGACAACCAGAAACGAUGCCAUCUAGAAGCGAUAAUUUUGAAUUUUCACUGUCUCCUCUAUUUGAGUUGCAAAUUGCCAAUGGAAUGUUGCCUCAUAUAGAUCCAGAAUUUGCUUACUCAGUUGCGCAGGCUCUUCAUUCAAUUUCUAACCAACCACAAGCCGGGCAAGUUCUAACUGUUCCACCUCCAGUCAACAUUAUUCAACCAGUAGUUGUUGUGAAGCCAGUUGAAGAGCCUCCAAUAAAUCCAGAACCGGAACAGGAAUCCCCGUGA